This is a messenger RNA of Paramecium primaurelia, 1863 nucleotides long. Lineage: Eukaryota; Ciliophora; Oligohymenophorea; Peniculida; Parameciidae. The record is from the annotation of a GenBank genome assembly.
AUGUAGUAUGAAAUCAAGAUAAUAGGUUAUGAUAAUUCAACAGACAAUAUUUUAUAUAGAAUUCGUAUUAUUGAUCUAUUUACACUUGAUUAGAGAGACAUUAGAGUUAGAUAUAGUUUUUUACUUGACCUUCAUAAUGCUAUGCAAGAAUACAAUAUAAAUUAUUAAGUAUUUAUUAUUACAAUUUAGUUUCCUCAAUUUCCAAAAAAGGAAUAUUUAAAGACAUUAUUUAGAGAAAAUAAGAUAAUCAAACAACGUGAAUAAAAGAUUGGAGAGUAUUUUUAAUAACUUUUUAAAUCUCCUCCUCCUAAUUCUAAAUUAUUACUUGAUUUCUUAAGAGAAGGAGUUGAUACAAUAAGAUAAUAAGAAUUAUUAAAAGAAGUUAAUUCAAAAACUGAUUUAUUGAAAUAUUUUAAAUAUGAAAAGGUGCUAAAGAAGGCAUAAUUUGGAAAAACAUCUUUAUAUAGUGUAAAUGGGAAAAAAAUUAUUUUGCAUAAGUUUUAUGUCAUACAACAUUAAAGUGAUAUACUGUUUUAAUCUUAUGUAAAGGCUCAUUUAAAUAUUCUUGACUUUAACUUAUUCACUUAAGUGAAUUCUAUAUUCUAUAUACGACCUAAAGCUAAUUUUGUAGACAAUAUGCUUGGUUAAGUGAAAUAGCCAAAAAUUAGUAAAAAACAAAAUAUUUUUGCUAAUUUAUAGCCCCAAUAUAUUAGAGGAGAGGCAGUGAAGAUAUACUCUAUUGAAGAAUAUGCAGGACAAAAUUUAGAUGAAUUGAUUAGAGAACGAAAAAAUAAAAAUAUACCUUUUAAUUUAGAUGAAUUAUUAAAUAUUAUAUAAAAGAUCCUUUAAGCAAUUAUUCAAUUGCAUAAACGAAAUAUAUUUCCAAAUAGAAUUUUGCCCACUUCCAUAAUCAUCAAUAAUGAUAGUGUUAAAUUAGCAAGCAUCUAAGAGCCAAAUGCUAAAUAUAAGGAAAAAUAUUUAUUAGAAGGAUAUCCUUAGAAGACUGGUUAAGAUUUUGAUAUUGUUUAUUAUCCUCCUGAGAAAAUAAGUUAAUAGUUUUAAUAAUAAUAAUUAAAUGGAAGGUUGAUUGAUAGUUGGCAUUUCGGAGUUUGUAUUUUAAAGGCAGCUCUACUAUGUACAACUAAAGAAUUAGAUGGAAUUCAUUCAUGUUAUUAAGUUGAUAAAUUUGCAAAUUAAGUAUAAAUGUUAUAUGGGUAUUUUUAAAAUAUUUAAUAUAGGUAAGUGAUGUAAUAGCAGAAAUAAUUAUGUUGAGUCUUAAAUAAUAAGCACAUUAAAGAGCAGAUAUUAGAGAAUUAUAUUUUUUGGCUAAUUAAACAGCAAUCAUUAAAUUUUAAUCAACUGUUUUAAAUCAGUAAGAGAAAUCAUAGAUUACUUAUUUAACAAUUAAUAAUAUAACAGAGGAACAAUUAAAAUAAAUUUAAUAGCUCAUUUAAAAAUCUCCAUUUUUAUAAGUUAAAAUCAAUCUAUAUCAAUAAUAAAUAGAUUAAUAAGAAUUAGAUAAAUUAUUACAAUUACUGGGUAAUUUUGCAGUAGUAAAAUAUAUUACAAUUAUAUUAAAUAAGUAAUAAUAGAUUUAAAAUUAUUAGAACACAAAAUUUACAUUUUGGAUAAUUCUGUAUUGGUUUAUAAAAAUUAAGCUAAUUAAAACGUCUCUCAUUGGAUUUGAAGGGUAUACAUUUAGAAAAAGAAGAAAUUAAUCAGGCAUUAAAAAUAUUCAAUUAAAUGGAUUAUAUUGAAAGAUUUAUAUUAGAUUGUUCAUCAAUGGAAUUUAUAAAUACUUUGAAAUCAGAAUUGUAAUUAGACAGUAAAAUAGUUUUGUAUUUUGAAUCAUAAUUAAUUUGA